Molecule: messenger RNA, 1644 nt
Organism: Musa acuminata AAA Group (dessert banana)
Lineage: Eukaryota; Viridiplantae; Streptophyta; Magnoliopsida; Zingiberales; Musaceae
Product: protein trichome birefringence-like 4
Exons: 5
Coding region: 73-1518 (481 amino acids)
Cellular component (GO): Golgi apparatus
Molecular function (GO): O-acetyltransferase activity
Source: RefSeq, a predicted model, not a curated record
AUAAGGGUGCAACUGAAGCGCCAACCGCCCACUGCAACCUUCUCCCUCUCUCUCUCUCUCCCUCUCCCUCUAAUGGCCUCCUCCAUCUUCAAGUACGUCUUCAAGGACUUCUUCAAGCCCAUGCUCCAACUCCUCUUGUUCGUCUUCCCGGCGUUCUACACCGCGGUCUUCUCUCUCCUCGUCUUCUUCGCCUUCGUCGUCUUCCUCGGCCGCAGCCCUCAGCCCGCCACCUUCGUGUUCGACCCCCAAGUCAUCGCCAUCGCCGACCCGCGAUCGGUUCCUGCCGACCACGCUAACGCCAGCGGCCUUCUCUUCACCGCUCCUCCUCACGCGAACACCUCCCUCGGCGUCCGGAGAAAGGCAAGCCCGGAGAACGCUUCCGAUCUUGCACCCGCCGCAGCGAACCACUCCGCCGAGGCCAAGAAAGGGAGGGGUGGGAGUCCGGAGAAGGGACAGAAGGCCUUGGAGAGCAGUAAAGAUUUGGCGGCGACGUGCGAUCUUUUCGAUGGGAGGUGGGUGUUCGACGAAUCGACGCCGAGGUACCCGCCGGGUUCGUGCCCCUUCAUCGACAGUUCCUUCGACUGCUUCGGUAAUGGCCGGCCGGAUCAGAACUACACCAAACUCCGGUGGAAGCCCAAAGGCUGCUCGAUUCCGAGGCUCGAGGGGAAGAAGAUGCUGAGAGCGUUGAGGGGGAAGAGACUGGUGUUCGUGGGCGACUCGCUGAACCGCAACAUGUGGGAAUCGCUGCUCUGCAUCCUGAGGCACCCUCUGAAGAGGAAGCACCGCGUUUUCGAGGUGUCCGGGAGGAAGGAGUUCAGAACCGACAAUUCGUACGCUUUCCGAUUCGAGGACUACAACUGCUCGAUCGAGUUCUUCCGGUCGCCGUUCCUGGUGCGGGAAAGCUCCUGGGUGGACUCGCAGGGGAAGAGCAGGGAAACGCUCCGGCUGGAUUUGAUCGAGGCGUCGUCGGAUGCUUACAGGACCGCCGACAUCCUCGUCUUCAACUCGGGCCACUGGUGGACGCACGAGAAGACCUCGAAAGGGAGGAACUUCUACCAGGAAGGCGACCAUGUCUAUCCCCAGCUGAGCGCGGAAGACGCGUACCGGAAGGCGAUGAGGACAUGGGGAACCUGGGUCGACACCCGGGUCAACUCCAACCGCACUCGGGUCUUCUUCCGAGGUUACUCCUGGUCGCACUUCAGCGGCGGGCAGUGGAACUCGGGUGGCAACUGCGACGGGGAGACGGAGCCCAUCACGGAAGACAAGCACCUCGCCAAGUACCUGAAGCUGACGGGCAUCCUGGAAUCUGUGAUCGGGGAGAUGACGACGCCGGUUCUCUAUCUCAACAUCACGAGGAUGACGGACUACCGCAAGGACGCCCACCCGUCGGUGUACCGCGUGCCCGCCGGCAAGCGGAAACCGGGAGAGUUCCAGGACUGCAGCCACUGGUGCCUCCCCGGAGUCCCCGAUGCGUGGAACGAGCUCUUGUACGCGAUGCUGUUGAGGGAGCUCAGUUGAUCAGACUAUUAUUAGCAGCUAAACAGGACUGGGAGCACCCAAAGAUGGAUGUGGAGAGUCAGUCGUACAGGAAGACAUGAUGGCAGCCAGUCCAGUAUGCAAGUUUUAAGAAACACUCGUGUACAU